CCCUGAGGUAUAAGUCCGGACAGCUCACUCCUGACUUCAUUCAAACCUGGAGGUAAAUCACCGAGAGAAGACCCACAUCAGAGAGGACGAUGUUUUCAGAGCUUGAGUGCGGAAUUUGUUACCGGACCUACAACGCGGGUCGGCGGUGUCCCCGGGAGCUCCAGUGCAAACACAGCUUCUGUCAGAGCUGCCUCCUGGCUCUCUCCCGACAACCGGGACCCGAGGAGGCGCAUCCGGGAGCCGACAGAUUAAUCGUCUGCCCGCUGUGCCGACAGACCACAUCCAUCUCCGCCGUGGAGAAGGUGAGAGCCGAGCUCAAGGUGGACGAGUGUAUCCUGGAGCGGCUGCUGACCGCGGGAGUCCUCGACCGAGAGGAGGAGGAGGAGGAGGAGGAGGAGGUGGACCAGGAGGAGGGAGAGUGCGGCUGUGACGAUGAUGACCAGGGGGCGACGCUUCCUGACGCUCCAGCCGAGGAGAGUGACUCCUCCGCGGGGUCCAGAGGCGGGAGGUUCCGGCGGUCUUGGAAGAAAGUUUGGCGGAAGGUUAUGGGGAAGAGCUCACCACAGAACGGCGGAGAAAGAGACUGUAUGACCAGUGAUGACUUGAGGAACUUGGCCAUGAUGUCCUGCUACAUGUUUUGAUCCGCCCACAUCCUCAGAUACCCUGGACAAUGUGAUACUGUAUUUAUUUCCAAUUGCUGUCUGACAAUGACAACAGUGAUGAUGAUGUAAUCUUGCUGGCAAGACACACAGACAAGAUGAACAAGACUAUUGUUAGUAUUUCAGCUCUCUGACUGUCUGUUUUUACUACGUAGUUGUUGAAUGAGUAAAUUAAAUAGAGAACCUGUUAGUUGCCAAAGUGGCCAAUUUCAGGGCUGUAUGAAUGUACAAAUGUAUUUUAAUAUUUAUUCUCUUCAUGAAUGUAUUUAUUUUCAAAUAUUUGUUACAUAUUUAAGGAAAAAUAAAUGAAUUCUGGUUAA
Lates calcarifer (barramundi perch) is the source of this 979-nucleotide messenger RNA. RefSeq names its product E3 ubiquitin-protein ligase-like. The transcript is spliced from 2 exons. Gene Ontology annotation, molecular function: ubiquitin protein ligase activity. The record is from RefSeq and is a predicted model, not a curated record. Gene Ontology annotation, biological process: protein ubiquitination. Lineage: Eukaryota; Metazoa; Chordata; Actinopteri; Centropomidae. The coding region runs from base 90 to 641 and encodes 183 amino acids.